GGGAACACAUUUGGAAGUGUCCCGUGUUGACAGGGCAGACUCGCCUGCUAGCUUUCACAAUGCUCAAAAGGAGCAAGCCUUCUGCUACCGAGAGAAAGAAGGAGCUAUUUACCCAUGGAACUACCCAGCCUAUGCUGAAGAAUGACAUGAAGAAUUUUCAUUCCUUGUCACAACUUGUUCUCUCUGCUGGUGCACUGAAACCAACUCCAGCAGUCAAACAUUCUAAAACGACUUACUUUGAGAUAGAAAUCCUUGAUGCCCAAAACAGAAAGCAGAUAUGUAUUGUGGACAAGGUGACUCCAACAUCUACACUCCGUGACGUUAAACAUAAAUUUCAUAAAGCAUGUCCCCAGUGGUACCCUUCUCGUGUUGGCCUUCAGUUUGAACGUGGUGGGCCCUUUCUGAAAGAUUAUGUUAACAUUCAAAGCAUUGCAACUUCUUCCAUUGUUACAUUAUAUUUCACAGAUCUAGGACAACAAGUCAGUUGGACAACAGUUUUUCUGGCUGAAUAUGCAGGACCUCUGCUAAUCUACCUUCUCUUUUACAUGCGGCUGACAUAUAUUUAUGAUGCAAAGGAGAGUACCAGAAGAUUGCGCCACCCAGUGGUACACUUGGCCUGUUUCUGCCAUUGUUUACACUAUGCCCGUUAUCUUCUAGAAACAUUAUUUGUUCAUAAGCUUUCUGGAGAACACACACCUCUGAAAAAUUUGAUAAAGGGAUGUGCCUUUUACUGGGGAUUCACCUCUUGGAUUGCAUACUACAUUAAUCACCCUCGGUACACACCACCAUCAUAUGGAAACAGGCAAAUCACAGUUUCUGUCCUCAAUUUUUUGAUUUGUGAAGCUGGGAACCAUUUUAUCAAUGUAGUAUUAGCUCAUCCAAAUCACACAGGAAAUAAUGCUUGUUUCCCAAGUCCAACUUACAACCCUUUCACAUGGUUGUUUAUGUUGGUUUCCUGUCCUAACUAUACCUAUGAGAUUGGGUCAUGGAUUAGUUUCACAGUUAUGACACAAACCCUUCCAGUUGGAAUUUUUACUCUCCUGAUGAGUAUCCAGAUGUCACUGUGGGCACAAAAGAAGCAUAAAGUGUACCUGAAGAAAUUUGAUUCUUAUGUGUAUAGGAAAUCAGCAAUGAUUCCAUUUAUUUUGUGAAGUUGGGGAGGGGCCAAAAGUCUCUUCAUAUACAGAGACUUAGAACAGAAUUGUUAUACUAAUUCAACAAAAAAUAAAUUUCUGAGGGAAUUUAUUUUCACCAUUUCAAUAUAUUUGGUUAAAUUUUGAGAAAAAAAAACCCAAAUAGGAUAAUAAGAGAAAGAGGAAGCACAGAAACAGGCCUACCUUUUUUUCAGUUAACCACUUAACUACUAAGCUAAAUAAAGUUCAGUGGAAAAAGUGCUGGAAAGAGCCUGGGCUAUACCAUUGAUCAUCUGUAUAAUACUGGACAGGUUAUUUAAUUUUUCUGGGACUUUGUUUCCUUACCUAUUAUAUGAACAAACUGAGCAAAUGUCUUUCUAAGGUUGAUUCCAGGUUUAAAAUUUAUAAUUUUAAGUUGUUGGUUUGUAUAAUUAUUUACCUUAUUAAACAUUGUACAUCUAGCAGAUGUAAUUAUCUAUAACAAUAAGCAACAAUAAACAGUCUGGAGUCUAAACUGGAAUAUUUUAUAAGGUAGUUUUCUUGGAUUAAAAAAUCAUUUAAAUUGCACAUUUUCUGUUUAGUAGCUAAUUAAUAGUUGUACUGCAGAGUAUGUUAAUAAUGAAUUGUCAAAUGCCCGAUAUUUUCUUAAACUGUAAGAUAAAUCUCUACAAAUUCUACUAAAAUUAAAAGCAAAAGAUUUAACAUUA
Messenger RNA from Monodelphis domestica (gray short-tailed opossum), 1840 nucleotides. It is a transcript of the gene TECRL, whose product is annotated as trans-2,3-enoyl-CoA reductase like. Gene Ontology annotation, biological process: very long-chain fatty acid biosynthetic process. The record is from RefSeq and is a predicted model, not a curated record. NCBI's taxonomy places the organism in Eukaryota, Metazoa, Chordata, Mammalia, Didelphimorphia, Didelphidae. Gene Ontology annotation, molecular function: oxidoreductase activity, acting on the CH-CH group of donors.